CGCAGAGAUAGCCUAAGCUCAAAGCAACGUACUUUCAGCUCGCAAAGGCCCCAAGGUGUUCGACAGGAAAUCAGCCUUCGUGGGGACAAUUUAACCCUCAAUGUUCUGCGGCCGCUAGAGUGGACGUGUCAAUCAGCUGCGUGGUCAAGCUAGCAAUAAGCGUCAAGGAUGUUGGGCAAGACCCUUGCCUGAGCCGGCUUCCAGUUAGCACUGACAUGUAGGUUGCCCGGUGAUGCAUCUCGCUGGAUGCCGACAGGAUCAUAUUCGAGUCGCACGGUAUAAAUCGGUCGACAGAACAAUUAGCUGAGUGCUCGCGACGAGCAGCCAGCGUAUCAAUCAUCAUGGCUGCUUUCAGGAAGGCCCAUCGGCAUCAAGCCUCCUCCCUGGGAACCUUUUUCACCAACCUCGGUACAACCUCUGAAUCCAAGUCACCCGAAUACUUCGAGCCACCUAAGCAAGAUGAACUUCCCGCACCGCCGCAGACACCCUCGAAAGUGCGAACCAAGAAGAGGGUGCCGUGGAAGUUCACCUCUUUGGUCGCCGGCGUGUGCAUCUUGGGAACAGCCUACCUCAUCGUUCGAAUGCUACAAGCGGCGAUUGACAGUGAUCAUCGGACGGAGGCAAUAAGCGAUAAGCUGGCUGAGGAUACGAAGAACGAAAGCCCAGUGAGAGAGUCUGAUGCCUGGCGAUGGGUUAGAGGAGAACCGACAGAGGCAUUCCGAGACAACCUUCUACCGAACUUCAAGUACAUCACCUCCUGGCCCUGUGCAGGCUGGACAAACGACGUCAUGGCGCUCGUCCACUUGAUAUAUCUCGCUCAAUUGACUGAGCGCAUCCCCAUCCUCCCCUCUUUCGCGCCGUCACACCUCGGCCAGGCCGCAGGGCUCAUCCCUGUUAGCGAUGUAUUCAAUCUUCGUCGAUUGAGUGAGAGGAUCCACCUCCCCAUUAUUGAAUGGAGAGAUGUCAAGUCCGCGAACUCGACCAUCGUGGAGGAAAUUGGAUGUUGGAGCCCGUGGAUCGGAGGAGGGCAGAGUAACGGCCAGCCGAGAGACACUUAUCUGCCUGCAGCUCUCGGAUUGGAUAUUUCAUACACGCCAACACCUUAUUCAAUGAAAGUAUACGGAGAGGGCGACUCGCACACACUUUAUGGCCGGCUCAUGCAACUAGGAUUUCCCUCCGGACGCCAUGAAGCACUACAACAAGUCUCUCCACUUCCAGCCCCUACGUCAGGGCGGGCGUUCGAACCGGAUGACAAGUUGCUCUGCUUUGACUAUCUCUACUACACUUCGCUGGACCGGAACUUUGAGUGGUAUUACGAUUGGUCUCCGCAGUGGCGGCUGAUCGGAAGACACAUGGCCUGGGCGCCCACGUUGCAGGCGCUGAGCGAGGAAUAUCUUCGGCGGCAUUUUGGCGUCGAAGCCAAAGGAGAGAUACCCAAGUUCAUAUCUGUACAUGCCCGUAGAGGCGACUUCCACCAUUCGUGUCCUGCAGACGACUGGACCUGUCUACCGAGUAUGGACCAGCUGCGAGAGCGUAUCGAGCAGAUCAGGAACGAAAUCCUGAGGAGAGACGGCGGUUACGUGGAAAAUGUUCUCGUGAUGAGCGACGAGACGGAUGCGGCGUGGUGGGAGGAGGUUAAGGAGAACGGCUGGAGCUGGAUAGACCAUGUUGUGGAAAAGACAGGAGAACGAUAUGGUGUUUGGUACAUUCCCUUGUUGGACGCGGUCUUCCAAUCUUCAGGCGCGGGAUUUGUGGGUACAGAUAGUAGCACAAUGAGCCUUAUCGCGGCGCUCCGUGUGCAAGAUUGGCAUGACGGACCUGUUACGUAUCUGACAUGGAAGGGAUUGUGAGAUUACGGUAGAAAGUCGGUGUAUUUCUUCAAUAACCC
Molecule: messenger RNA, 1888 nt
Organism: Dacryopinax primogenitus
Lineage: Eukaryota; Fungi; Basidiomycota; Dacrymycetes; Dacrymycetales; Dacrymycetaceae
Exons: 4
Coding region: 342-1850 (502 amino acids)
Source: RefSeq, a predicted model, not a curated record